Molecule: messenger RNA, 1169 nt
Organism: Salvelinus fontinalis (brook trout)
Lineage: Eukaryota; Metazoa; Chordata; Actinopteri; Salmoniformes; Salmonidae
Product: transmembrane protein 100-like
Exons: 2
Coding region: 566-994 (142 amino acids)
Source: RefSeq, a predicted model, not a curated record
UACUGAAUACAGAGAACAGCAGAAACAAACAAAUGAUAACAACAAUCAUAACAACUGCGUCCGCCUCCGUCUUUGUAGGCGUCACAUGAUAAAGGUGACAAGCAAUGAGUGGUCUGCUCCCAUUUCUUUAGAAUCUCCCCACAGAGAAAGCCAACACAGUUUGGCCUUUACUGAAGAUGACAAAACCCUUACAUUUGGGCUCUUCAGUAAUUUAAUGAUUUUCAUGAAUGUAAAGGACGUCCACAGACCAACAUUUUACACACCAACCAAUGUGCUCUUUGGUCCAAUAUUGAUAGGAAGCCACUGAGGACUGGACACAAGACUGGACACGAGACUGGACACGAGACUGGACAAGAGACUGGACACGAGACUGGACACAAGACUGGACACAAGACUGGACACGAGACUGGACACGAGACUGGACACGAGACUGGACACAAGACUGGACACAGGGCACAAAGCCAAGAGCAACAAAGCAAAGAGAAACAUACAAAAGGAGUAACAGAGAUAUGUACAGAAGCUACUAACGGAGUACGAAAGAGACAUCUAAAAGAUAACAACAAAGAUGGACACCCUGGAUCCCUCUGCUCUCCCAGGUGCCAACACCGCCGUGACCUAUGACUCCAAAUCAGAGAUGGUGACCCUACCAGGAGGUGUUGUCUCCGUGGCAGGCAUCACCGUGAUAACCGGGGGCGCUGAACUGUCCUGUGGCUCCUGCAUGCUAGCCUUUGGUGUUUGGGGCACUCUGAUUGGCCUAAGCGUGGUUGCCCUGGGAAUCUGGGACCAAUCAGUGCAGGUCGGGGGCCGGACCUCGCACCUCCUGGGGCUGGGAUUGGUGGUUCUGGCUAUCAGUUUUGGGAUGGUGGGCAGUGUGGUGGGCUUUCGCUUCCUGACGAAGAGGAGGGGAGAUAUAACGAGGGAGGAGAGGGAGGAUGGGAAGGUGGUGCUUAUAGGGGAGAGAGGGAGGAGUGUUAAAAAAACUGUGACUGUGUAAAAAAAAAAAAAAAAAAAGAGGGGAUGAGAGAAAUACGUUUUCAAGUUAUGAUUAUUGCACAUAGUGGUCUGGCUGUGUUGCACACUGUCACACUUUAGUAUUAGUGGAAGAACAGUCAUGUUUUAUAUGUAUGUUAUGAAUUUGUUCCACACCAUAAAAAUUUAUUUUGGUUGAG